Molecule: messenger RNA, 2445 nt
Organism: Zychaea mexicana
Lineage: Eukaryota; Fungi; Mucoromycota; Mucoromycetes; Mucorales; Lichtheimiaceae
Exons: 8
Coding region: 122-2224 (700 amino acids)
Molecular function (GO): ATP binding; ATP-dependent protein folding chaperone
Source: RefSeq, a predicted model, not a curated record
CACCUUCCAACUAUUUGGGGCCCAGCUACUUUUGAUUUGGAACAGCUUUGACCCACAACCGCACCCCCUUUUCCUUUUUUUUUUCUAUAUUUUCUUCGGUUAAUUUGGUGAGGUCAAAACUAUGGAGCCCUCAUCUUCCGGAUUCAACUAUGCUGACUACCCCGUGAUUGUGGGCAUUGACUUUGGUACCACCUUUUCGGGCUGUUGCUACGCAUUCGCGCAAAACGAAGAAGUGAUCGACAUUGUCAAGUGGCCAAAGCAAAACAACCAUGUGUACCCAAAGACACCUACAUUGUCGCUGUAUCGAAAAGGAUCAACACAACUUGUGGAUUGGGGACAUGGUGCACGACGACAGGCCAUGAAGCCCAACAGUGUCGACUUUUUGCUUCUGUCCAAGUUCAAACUCUAUCUCGACGAACACUUGCAGCAGGAAGCGCUUCCCAACAACCUCCAGGUGAUUGAUGUUAUCGCAGACUAUAUGGGCGCCUUCCACCAACAUGUGUGCACCGAGUUGUUGAAAGGUUUCGCGGGUAAUUAUGAUCAAAGCAAAUUCCGUUACUGUUUGACAGUUCCCGCCAUGUGGAGUGACCACGCCAAGGCGGCUAUGCGUGAAGCAGCUAUUCGUGCAGGCCUUGUACAACGUGGAGACCACCCUGAGCGGCUUAUGCUCAUUUCCGAACCUGAAGCUGCGGCACUUUACUGUGAGAAAAAAUCAGAACAGUUCAAUUUGGUCCACGGUCAACGCUUUAUGAUUUGUGAUGCUGGUGGCGGUACGGUCGAUUUGAUUGUAUUUGAGAUUGACCAGCAAAUGGGUGGAAGACGAACUUUGAAGGAAGUGACAAAUGGUCAUGGUGGUUCGUGUGGUUCAGGAUUUUUGGAUCUGCGUAUGCGAGAAUACAUUAAGCACAAGUUCUACCACUUUGGCAGCAUCAAUGACUCGGCUAUGGAGCACAUCAUGGACACAUUUGUUAACAUCAUCAAGCCCGAAUUUGACGGUUACGAAGAUCAUUUCCUUGACCUUCCAGCAUCAAUGGGUCUAGGCGACCUGACCGACGAGAGCAUCGGUCUCGAGAACGGUUCGUUGUGCCUCCCAGCAAAUGAACUGAGAGAUCAGGUCUUUGAGCCCGUUAUUGACCAGGUUCUACAGCUGAUUGAGGGUCAAUUGGUGCAAUCGCCCAAUAACUUGGAGGCUAUCUUCCUUGUCGGAGGUUUCGGCCAGUCGAAUUACCUGUUCCGUCGAGUGGAAGAAGCGUUUGCCAACCGAGUUGGUAUGAUCGGUGUCCCUCCAAGAGGUGAAUUGGCUGUCGUCCGUGGCGCGGUUUACUUUGGUUUGAAUCCCCAAAUUGUCACUGAGCGCGUGUCUCGUCGUACCUAUGGUGUUGAGACUCGUAUGCUGUUCAACAAGGACCUCGAUCCGCCGGAAUACUCGGUUGUCGGCGUAGAUCAAAAGACCUAUUGUCGUCAACGCUUCAGCGUCUAUGUGCAAAAGGGACAGAGUGUACGAGUGGAUGAGUGUGUGUCCAAGAACUUUGUCAUCAGCUAUCCUAAUGAUACAGACUCAGAUUUGUUUGCCUUUGAUGGCGAAGGACCACCCCCUCGUUUAACAACGCACCAACUUAUCAAGAAGGUUGGCCAUUUCCCUAUUCGCAUGCCUACGCUUGAAGGAGUGCGACCUGGUGAUAAGGUCAACAUGACGAUUCGAAUGUAUUUCGGCCUGACAGAAAUAAAGAUUGAGUGUGUGAUCCGCGAUAAAACGUUCGUAUUCACGUCGUCGUUCGAUGCAUCGGAUGCGUACGGCAGCGUCCAACCACAGAACGAAUCGGACUAUCCCGGCUCGCAGCAAAUGAUGCCCCCACCGACGGCGGGCUUGGCACCUCCUAAUCCUUACGGUCUGAGCGAUCCUAGCGGCAGUCAGGUGUCACUCCACGGCCACCAGUCGUCAUACACAUAUGGCACGAGCAUGAGCACGCCAACAAUGGUACCUGCUCAGCAGGCUGCGGGAUACCCUCAGGCUGGAGGCUACCCACCUACUUCGUCUGUGUAUGGCGGCGGGUAUCCGCCAGUGCAAGGCGACUAUUACCAGCAGCAGCAGCAGCAGCAACAACAACAGCAGCAGCAAUACUCGCAAGGCUAUCCUCCAUCCCAGUCGUACUACUCUGGUUAUCCUCCAGCUUCACAAGGCUACCCUCCGCAAUCGGGUUCUUCUUACUACGGACAGCAUUAAAGUAGAACAAGUAGUAGAAAACGCACCCAAACACUCAAACGCAAACACACGCACAUAUCGAAUAUAUACACAUCUCCGCUAUCACAUCCAAACUGAACGACAACAAGAACCAACAACAGCCCUUUCUGUCCUCUCUCGCUUCUCCCAAAUACACACUACCCCCUUUUCCUUCUUAAACCCUUUUAUCACUCAACUACCUGCUCUCUCUCUCUCUCUCUCUU